AUGGUCAACGUAAAGAGCUGGAAGGAGUACCAGAAGCGGAGUAUUGAGCUGUUCAGCGACAAUCCAAAGAAGUACCGAUACUGCGUUAAAUGGCGAGCAGCCAAGAAGGAUCUGGUCGUCAAGUCCACCAACGACCACCUCUGCCUCAAGUACAAAACCCAGUCGGCGUCUAUUCUCAAUAGAUUCCUCUCUUUCAAUCGCAAGCUCGGCUUCCUUAUGUCUGACACGGAGGAUUUCCAGAUUCAGCAGCCAGAAUCACAACCACAAUCACAACCUCAAUCUCAAUCUCAGUCACAGUCGCGACCACCACAAUUACACCCACACUCUCCCUCAGACUCCCCCUCGACAAAAAAUAAGAAGAAAAACAAGAAGAAAAAGUAG
This is a messenger RNA of Wallemia ichthyophaga EXF-994, 381 nucleotides long. RefSeq names its product Signal recognition particle 9 kDa protein. The record is from RefSeq and is a predicted model, not a curated record. NCBI's taxonomy places the organism in Eukaryota, Fungi, Basidiomycota, Wallemiomycetes, Wallemiales, Wallemiaceae. Gene Ontology annotation, cellular component: signal recognition particle, endoplasmic reticulum targeting. Gene Ontology annotation, biological process: SRP-dependent cotranslational protein targeting to membrane. Gene Ontology annotation, molecular function: 7S RNA binding. Bases 1 to 381 code for a protein of 126 amino acids. The transcript is spliced from 2 exons.